Rhineura floridana is the source of this 2307-nucleotide messenger RNA. RefSeq names its product NTPase KAP family P-loop domain-containing protein 1-like. The transcript is spliced from 3 exons. NCBI's taxonomy places the organism in Eukaryota, Metazoa, Chordata, Lepidosauria, Squamata, Rhineuridae. The record is from RefSeq and is a predicted model, not a curated record. The coding region runs from base 66 to 2174 and encodes 702 amino acids.
CAGUUGGAUUUUAUGCGCCAUGGGGACACUGUAAAAGCUUCCUCUUGGACAGGAUCCGAGAUUAUAUGCGUCUUCAGUCAUGGAAAAAAGACCAGCAGGAAUUCAAGCGGACUGGACUGAAGCAGCGAGGGACUUCAGGUUGGGAUCUGGUCUCCAUUGUCUUCCUUAUGAUCUUCUACCGUCCCAUCUUGACCCAGCAGCACCGGCAGAGAACAAACUUUCAACACAUCUUUAUCCACUUCAGUGCCUGGGAAUAUGCCGGGAGUGACCAUCUCUGGGCGGGUCUCAUUACCGCCCUGUGCGAUGGCAUUGAAAGCCAUUUUGGCCUCAUCCCCAUGAGUGUCUACAGGGCCAUGGGCAGGAAAUGCGGCAUUGUGGAGGCCCCUUUCUGUAAGGAAUGGGUCAGCAAGAAGUAUCUCUGUCUGCCAUUAUGGGCUGCUAUUCUCUUGGUGUCGGGUGUGGCUGUUGGGGUUGCUGCCCUCAUCUUUGUUUACGGCAUCCCUGUCGGCAAUGCUUCUGGGGACGCCAUUGCUAUUGUUGAGGGCGUUGGGGCUACAGCGGUCGGAAUCACUGCAGCGGCGGCUGUCAGGAUGGCGGUCAUGGUGGCACGAAAUGUCAUCAUCACCCAGAAGGCCCAGCUGGAGAGGCAGAUGAACCGGAUGGACCUCAGCGCCCAGCUGGGCUUCAUGAGCAACGUGAAGAGGGAAGUGAAGAUCAUUGCCAAGUUCCUCCAGUUCAUGGAAAUCUUUCAGCGGAGGAAACUGCGGGUGGUGCUGGAGAUCACCAGCUUGGACAACUGUAGCCCUGACAAAGUGGUGGGCGUCCUCGAUGCCAUGAACAUCCUCCUCUCGGACUAUGAGGCACCUUUUGUCUCCAUCCUGGUGGCUGACCCGAGUGUCAUCGUGGACUGCGUGGAGAACUCCCUGUACAUGAAAGGGAUGGCCAGGAAUGGCUAUGAGUUCUUGAACCGCAUAAUCACUCUCCCCUUUUCGGUCCCCAAGAUGGACAGCAACACCAAGAUGCAACUGAUUAAAAGAGCUGUAGACUUCAGGGAGGAGCAGGAGAGAAACCUUGAGGACGAGGAUGGACUGGGAGAGGGGAACUUUCCACAGGAAAACCAGGCGAGGCUUCCCUCUGGGUCAGCCCUUGGCCUUUGCUGUGAUUCUGCUGAUCGGAAUGCCCCCAGUCAAAACAGCGACGACAGCCAGGUGCCUUUAGUUGUUGUGAGACCUGCGAAGGAAGAGACACCAAAAAGAAGAUGCAGGAAAGGCUUCAAAGCCAAGGACCUGAUCCAGGAGGCCUUUGAGUUCCUGCUAGAUGAAAGCAUGAAGGAGUACAUGACGGACAACAUGGUGCACAUGAAACGGAUCAUCAACACCAUCUCCAUCACCAUCCGGCUCAUGGCGACGGAAGUCCCCCGGGAAAAGCUCUGUCUGCAGAAGGUGGUGUCUUGGGUCCUCCUGGCCAACCAGUGGCCUUGCCGAUUGAGCUGGAUCUUACAGUGCAUCGAGGACGAUGAGCAGAUGGGCUGCUUGGGCAUGUGCCAAGGGUGCCAGCUGUCUCCCAACCUCUUCCUGGGGGAAGUGUACGAGAAGUACAUGGAAGAGCUCGACAUGAUCAAAGGUCAGCUGGAGAAGCUGUUGGAGCUGGACAGAGACCCCGAGCUCUUCCACAGCUUCCUUGGGAGGUUCCGGGUGGAGGACGCCAACUUCUUCCUGCCCUACACGGUCAACCUGGACUCCUCCUUGAAGAGGCACAUGGAGCUACUCCGAGGCAGCCACAGCUUAAAGCGAACCAAGCGAAUCCACCAGCUUUCCAAGUGUGUCCUGCUGGGGUUGUCGGUGGAUGAGGUCUGCAAGGAGAUGGACAAACUUGGCUUGAAAGAGGAGAAUGCCCAGCAGUAUAAAGAGAGGUUGCAGGAGCACAAUCUGAACGGGCGGGCUUUGGCCUACAGUGACAGAAAUGAAAUCAGAGAGGCUCUUGGCAUGGGCCUGGGGGAGUGGAUGGCCUUCAGCGCGUAUUUCCUUGGCCGGGUGUCCCCUCACAGCUGUUACCCUUCUGCAUCAUCUCCAGUGCCGCUCUUUGCAGAGAAGAACUGGCUAAGAGGACAAGAGAAUAUGCCCAGAGGGAGUAGGUUGUCCAUGAACCUUUCCAAGGAAAGCCUUCUCUGUUAAACUGGUUUCUAAGCAUCUGAGAUGUACUGGAGCGGUUGCUGGACCCUAGAGCAAGACCUGGACUUGCUAGAACUGCUUCUGCAUCUGUUUAGUUCUCAUGGUAGGUUUGGCCGAGUGCUGAAGAUGAAGGUGG